GAUCUAUACGCCCGUCUCUGUCACAAAAAUCAGAGUCUGAAAAAUCAGAGUCUCACACUAUAAUUUUACUAUUAAAAAAAAUGAAAAAAGAGCAUCACCGCCCACGUUGGCGACUACCCAUCAAGGGCGUAAUAGCAAUUUCUCCUGCGAAUCGGCUUACUAUUAAAGUCCCUAAACGGCAUCUUCUCUUCUUAUCCAAUCUCGUGCCAAGGGGUUAACCCUUUAGGUUUUUUCUGACUUCAUUAGAAGCCAGAGCGAUCCUCUCUAUACCUUCGCUGCCGGUGGAGCCGCUGCCUGGGUUUAUUGAUUAUCAAUUAUCCGGUUGAUCGGGGAAACUAUGGGCGGCGAAGGAGUAGCAGAGACGCAGUAUGUCACGGCCAAGACCUCGGUGUGGUGGGAUAUAGAGAACUGCCAGGUACCUAGAGAAUGCGAUCCACAUGCCAUAGCCCAGAACAUAAGCUCCGCCCUGGCCAAGAUGAAUUAUUGUGGGCCAGUCUCCAUCUCUGCUUACGGGGAUACCAAUCGGAUUCACUCAGCUGUCCAACAGGCUCUGUCCAGUACCGGCAUCGCACUUAAUCACGUCCCUGCUGGUGUUAAAGAUGCCAGUGACAAGAAGAUUCUGGUAGAUAUGUUAUUCUGGGCGGUGGACAAUCCUGCACCUGCUAAUUAUUUGUUAAUUUCCGGUGAUCGUGACUUUUCUAAUGCGCUCCAUCAGUUGCGGAUGAGGAGAUACAAUAUUCUUCUAGCACAGCCGCAAAGAGCAUCGGCACCCCUCAUUGCAGCUGCUAGGAGUGUAUGGCUUUGGACAAGUCUUCUCGCUGGAGGACCACCACUAUCAGAUGGUGAAUCACAACAACUUGGUAAUAAUAGUUUUACAUCCAGUUUAGACACUUUACAGAUUCCAAUUUCUGAUGCCAUUCACAUAAAGCAACCAGUGGAUUCCUACCCUGAUAAUUUCAAUAUGGGAAAUCAGAGAACUCCUUAUAUAACUAAACAGAAAGCGAAACCCACCCGAAGGAAUUUGAACCAAACAAAUGGAUCAAGAACAUCAAAUAUGCCUGUUUGGACCCAAGAAGAUCAGCAUAAUUCUAACUCUUACCAACCUGGUCCUUAUGUCCCAAAAGGUCCCCUAAAUGGACCUGCUCCAGAUUUUGUUCCUGGAAAUCCUAAUUUUACUUGGAGUGAGGUCACUAAUGCUCAUGGCAACCAUCAAAAUCACUAUCCACAGCCACUAAGGCCAAAUGCUCCAGCUAUGCAUCCUAAUUUUGCAGCAGGUAGUUUGUAUCCCCCUAAUAUUCAAACCCAUACUCCUCCUCUAAUGCCUGCUAGGCCCAAUGGGACUACCUUUACCUCAGCACCACUUACAAAUGCGCCUGAUAUUGGUAACUUGAACAUUUCUGGAUACCCAACCAGCUUUCACAACCCUCCAGCUGUUCAAAUACGAGGCGGAGAGCAAAAGCAUGAUUCAAAGAAAAAAGCUCUAAAGUCUGUUAAAUUAAAUGACUCACAAAAUGGAUAUAUGCCACAGAACAAGCCAUCAGGACACCAUGAGACACCAAACAAUAGAUACUCCAGUUGUCCAGAAUAUCCACCAUCUUCUUCAGCAGUAACAGCUACCGAUGUUGCUCCUGGUAAUGUUAUAUGGGGAACUCCAGGAUGCCCCAAACCUUCGGAAUAUGUUCAAGGCCUUAUAGGAGUUAUCUUACUUGCCUUGAACACCCUUAAAACUGAAAAGAUAAUGCCAACUGAAUCAAAUAUAGCUGAUUGCAUUCGAUAUGGAGAUCCCAAACAUCGUAAUACUGAUAUUAAGAAGGCCCUUGAGAGCGCUAUUGAGCAGCAGAUGGUCGUGAAACAGAGCUUAGGAGCUGUGCAGUUGUAUGUUGGUAAGAAUGAGAAACUGUGGAAAUGUGUGAACCCUAUAGGUGGAAAUCCAAAGGAAUAUCCAAAAGCAACGUGGGAUGAAACUCAGAAAUAUCUGACAUCUCCUGCUGGACGAUCUGCAAUUCUAUCUUCUCGGUGCAGGUAUGAAGCUGCUACUAUUUUAAAGAGCAUGUGCCUGAAAGAACUUGCUUUGGGUAAUAUACUCCAGAUCUUAAACAUGGUAAUUGCCAUAAAGAAAUGGAUUGUACACCAUCAGUCUGGGUGGCAGCCACUCACCAUUACUCUUGCAGAAGCCAACACUGAUUUAGGGUCUGCAGCUGGUCCAUAAGUUAUACCAAUGCUAUAGUAAGGAAAAGGGCCCUGUAGAUAGUCAUGAGGUUCUAAAUUUGGUGAUAAUUGAUUAGAACUGAUGUCAGCAGGGAAUGCUCUUUUUCCGCUUGGAAUUGGAAACUUGGUAAUGGUGGCAGUUUGAUUUCUGGUAGAAGAACAAGCCUGUAGGAUUAGUUAUUUUAAUUUCUUAUCCCUGGGAAAGUUCUGAAGUUUUUCCUUGAGGACGGUAUUUAAAGAAGUGCUUGGACAACCUUAAGUGGGACAUUAUGCCACACAUUUUUCAGAGGUAGCAUAGUUUCUGGUUGCCAAUUUAAUGGCUUUUUGCAUCUUGAGUACACCCAAUGUGUAGGUAUUGCAACAGUGGGCUUGAGUGCAAAUUUGGCGUUGUUUGGGGGGUGGGGUUUGGAUGCACAAAUUCCUAGGUCCUAAAAUGUAGAUGGGGAGCUAGAGCAAGAAGCUGCUUACUCCAGCUGCGUUUUGGGGCCUGGGAAUUUAUGGACCCAGGCCCUCCUGCAGCACCAAAUGAGGCCUUCGCCCAUUCUUUGGCUUCUCUUACAUCUUAAUGGUUUUGCUGGUGUUUGCUUAAUUAGAACGCGGACUCGGUGCAUGCUUUCAAUUCAAGCAGUCCAAACAUCAAGAAAGAUUUAUCAUCUCCAGCAUAUGGACUUUUUAGCUAGUUAUUUGAAUAUCCACUAGCCUUUUUAUGUUGCAGUAGUUCAUCACUUUCUACCUCAAACCAGCAAUGGAGUACUUAGUGGACAAAAUGAAUCUUGUAUGUGAUGGAAAGUCUGACCGAAGUUUGAUUAUAAUCCUUAAAGAUGAGGCGGAAAGCUUGACUGCUUUGAUGGAAACAGAAGAUGCAAGUUAUUGAUGGAAAAGCGUCAAUUUAUACUGCAGUGACAUAUUUAAUAUGAGAAAUUGUGUAUGGUUGGGAACUUUUUGCAACCAUCAUGAUCAUAUCAAAUGAAGGAAGUAAGGAAAACCCAAGCAGAAAAUGAUGGUUUGUGCUGUGGAGAUAAGAUGCUAUAAUCAUCUUGUUCCGAGUGUGGAUUAAUUUGGUCAUUGAGAAGGUAAUGUUCUUGUAACUUCUUUGGUAAUAAGACCUUUUGUUUUUGGGAUUAAUCAGGUGUAAACAACUAUUGCAUGAGCCGAGCCUGUGAAUUGAGGAGUUGAACAAUAUUUGGUGCAUCUGCACCAUGCUAGUUGUGUAUGUAAUAUGUUAUGUAUGCAUACUUGAAUAAAAGCAAUAUAUAAGCUUGUUUGAA
Hevea brasiliensis (rubber tree) is the source of this 3476-nucleotide messenger RNA. RefSeq lists its product as uncharacterized. The record is from RefSeq and is a predicted model, not a curated record. Gene Ontology annotation, molecular function: RNA nuclease activity. Bases 338 to 2209 code for a protein of 623 amino acids. The transcript has 3 exons. Gene Ontology annotation, cellular component: peroxisome. NCBI's taxonomy places the organism in Eukaryota, Viridiplantae, Streptophyta, Magnoliopsida, Malpighiales, Euphorbiaceae. Gene Ontology annotation, biological process: regulation of gene expression.